CUAGAGUUUGAACAUUCUACACGUCCAUGCCAAAGAUGUACUGCAAUAGCCAUCUCUAGAAUAAUUAUAUCCUCAUUUUGAAGAGCAUGCUAAAUUUCAACAUUUGAAGUGAAACAGAAACACAGUGACAAGAUAGGAACAUUCUACAUCAUAUGAGUCGAUGAGAUUGGUUUUGUACAAAGAAAUAAAAAAAGACAUAUACAAACAAUAUCCUUGAAAAAAAUAAAUCAGAGAUGUAAAAAUUGUCCAAGAAGAAAAAAUCUGGGGCAGGUACAUCUUACAAGAGAAAUGCACUAUUUAAAGUCUAAAAGGGUGACUAUUAAACGCAGAUUAAAAUAAAACAUUAGCACUAGCAAAUAUAUCCAAAAUACGGAGGAAAAUUGAUACAAAACAGAGGAAAAAUGGUUCUAAAAUGCAUGAAGAAAGGGUUAGAAAGCUAAAAAAAUGUAGCUUCUGCAAAAAUGCUUGCUGUUGUCAAUAGAAGUUCUGUGGCGUUAAGUUUGCAGAAAUAACCUAUUUUAUUCAGAAUGACUCACUACACUUACUAACUGCUGUGCUGUGUUUUUCUUAAUUCAAGUUCUCCAAAAAACCAUUAAACUGACAAAUUCACAACCACAUAUUUUUGGGGGGACCAAAAAUAUCUCUUAUAAAAACAGCUGCAGAUAAUACAGGCACACAAGCAGCACACUUGCAAUUCAAGUUACUAAGUAAUUUCUGUGACCCACAUUCCUACAGUCAGUCUGAACACUGGCAUAUUACACUUAAGGUUCCAGCCUUUAUUCUGAAGAUGGUAAAUAUUCUCAAUAACAUUCCUUAAAAUUAAUUAACUCUGUGGAAUGUGACUGCCCUUGAUGGUUGUGUUCCUCUACCUGCUGGAGCCCUGGACUCAAAGGACUCACCUACUGCACUCAAUUCUUUCACUACACAUGAGCAGGAGAGCCCAUUGCCUGAGGUCUCUAAAUAGCAGCAAAAGGAUUAGGCUUUGUUACCCAAUACUCACUAGCUAAUGCCAAUAUUUCACAGGAAAGCAGCAAGAAUGCAGAGAAAAAUUUAAAAAUGCAUCUGGAGGUGAAAAGAAAGGUUCCUCUUGUCCAUGGAUAUCCCUGCAGAAUCUUGCAACUUGCAGCUCAUGAAAAUUUGAGACUAACCAUCUAACCAAUAGUUUACAAUCCCCUCACGAAGGCACAAGUCAGACACCUAUCCUAAAGUAAGCAUUAAUCCUUAAUGCCAAGACUAUCCAACAAUAUAUUUUGUACCCUGCUGGGUUCCAUGUUCCUCACCUUGUCUGCCAAAAUCUGAACACUGUUUGCACAUAUAUGGAAAACACAAAUGUAUGUCUGCACAUAUAAGGUUAACACAAACACCUUCUGACACACAACAAUUUCUUAAUUUACAUGUUCAAAUCCUGGAGCAGUCCCACAGAUAUUGUACCAACAGCAGCUGUAUCAGAACAGAAAACAAACAGCUAGAAGGAUAAACAGUUAGUCAAAGAAUGCAACCUGCACCAUUUAAUUUAUCAUCAUGCUAGGCUGGACUGGUAGCUAAUAUACCAGUGUGGCUCAAAGGGUACAAGCUAGUACUGUAUCUUAAUCAAAGGAAGGCAAUAUUUUAUCACAUCAAAGCAGGAAACACAUACUGCCGUUGUUUUAUAAUGAUAAAACAAUUCUGAAACAACCAUUUCCUUUAAUAAGAAGCUGGGGUACUAAUGUCAGCCCCUGAGCAAAGACAUGACUGCAUAUCUCAAAAUUUUCCAUUUCUACAGCAGACCUUAGGUGCUGGACACAGAACCACACUGUGGUAUUACUUUGCGUACAUAUGAAGCAGUUCCCUGUGCAAUUUCCCUUUAAGCAGUCCUGAAUUCUCAUUACUUCAUUUAAAGCAAUUUUACUCUCUCAUGAAGCUGAAUAGUUGAAAAAUUAUUCAAACCCAAGUAAGGAAAAAAAAUCCAGAAUAAGACUGGUAAGUUUUCCCAAAAACUUUCUGAAUGUGAUGUUAGAAGAUGAAUGUUCCAUUAAGACUGAGGAGCUGAAAGCCUUAGAUAGAGCCCUUUGGCAUCUAAGGGGAAUCAAGUCAUGUGUACAGGUGUACAGUGGGAGUUCAACACCAGAAAAAUCAGUGUACAGUGUCAACCAAGUGCUCCAAGUAGGUAAAAAAGUAGCUCACAAAGCUCUAUGUUCUGCUAUAGCAAAAACAUUUCCUAUAACAUUGCCUAUACAAAGUAACUUUGCCAUUAGAUCUGUGUUUCCUUGAGGCUUUCUGAUGAGAUGGAUGUGUUAGCAGAGAUCCGAUCUCUCUACACACCUUCACCACUACAAUGUAAGCCAACACCUGUGCUGUGAACACAGCCCUAACAUUUCCAAAGAGGCAUCCUGCACUCUGUGUGGGUUGGACCUGCCAAAAAUAGCCGUAUCAUGCCUUGUUGGUUGUUUAAAAUCAGGCCACCAAAUGAGGUCAUGAAACAAUCCUUUGCAGUCAUGAAUGAUCAGUAUCAGUUUUUGGGGAAAAGCCCAGAUAGCUCUCAACCACAGCCUCUAAAAGCAAACAAAAGGAUUUUCCAUUUGCACCUGAACUCCAAAACCCUCUUAACAAACACACAAUUUACCUCUUACAUUAUAAGUUCUUCACUCAGAAACAAGGUUAUUUCAGGUACAAAUGGGUUAACUCACAAUUUGACAUCCUAUUCCUUUCCUACUCCCUAGCCACUCAUUCUUGUCAAUAUUAUUUUAGGGGAAUCAGAUUUGUGUUUUAGAAGCUUUUUAUCUUUCAUGUAUUUACCUUACAUUUUUCAUUAUCAUUAUUAUUAUCACUGCUUAAAAUGUAAUAAACAGCUUACAAAGGCAGACAUUCUUACUAAUCUCUCAAAGUCACAGAGUUCUUUAAUUCCCUCAUACAUUUUUGAAAGGCAUUUCUGUAAAUCCUCAUCAUUAUGAUACUAAAACCGUGCUGGGAAUGUCCACGGGCGUUUGAGACGUCUGCUUUAACAGCACAUCUCGGUAUGUCUCAGUUUUGAGGUUUCCUCAUGCUUCAUCAGAUCUCAUCGGUAAGAAGUAGUUCAAAGUGUGUACUGAUUACAUAGCUCUUUGCUGUAAAUUAAGGUAUUUUUAAAUGCAGAUGGCACAUGAACAAAGUUUUUCUCAUAUGAGAGGGAUUUUAGUUGGUCAACAAUUAGUCAAGUAAACCUCUGGGUGAAGUCCCUUCAGGGGGGAGAUGGAAGUGUUGUUUCUAAUUACUCUCUUUGAGCAGACUAAUUGCAAAAGGGUCUAAAAUAGAUGCUUUCACAUCCCAUAAAACAGCAGGCAGCAAAUCAAGACCGGCAGACAAACAGGGCUGGGUUUUUUUAAGCACUUGAAAAAACCCUACCCCUCCCACAAAAGACUCACGUAAUCACUCUAGAGAACAAUGUGCAAGGGUAAACCUUCUCAGUCAGGCCAUCCUGUUAAUGCCCUUAACUGCUCAGAGGAUCCAAGAAGCUGCAGAGAUGUCUACUGAGCUUCCCGCAACAACAGUGGUGGCAGAAAUGGACCCUUUCACAGCCUCUGAGACCAACAUUUCCACCUGUGACUUAUAUGAGCACAAAGACACAGCACGGAUAUUAUUGUCUGUCUUCUACGGCUCCAUCUUGAUUCUUGGGGUGCUUGGAAACACCAUUGCCCUCACUGUCAUUUUUAAAAACAGAAAGAAGAUCAACUCCACUACCCUCUAUUCAACAAACCUCGUCUUCUCCGACCUGCUGUUCUGCAUUGCCUUGCCAACCAGGAUCGCCUACUACGCCCUGGGAUUCCACUGGCCCUUUGGAGAAGCUCUGUGUCGAAUCACUGCGCUCCUGUUCUACAUCAACACCUACGCAGGUGUCAACUUCAUGACGUGCCUGAGCAUCGACAGGUUCUUCGCUGUCGUCCACCCCUUCCGAUACAAGAUCAGAAGGAUUAAAUAUGCCAAGGGCAUUUGUGUCUUUGUCUGGUUUCUUGUAUUCAGUCAAACUUUCCCAUUACUUAUACAAUCCAUGUCACACGAAGAAAAUGAAAGGACUACAUGUAUGGAAUAUCCAAACUUUGAGAAAAUAGAACAUCUACCACUUAUACUUCUUGCUGCCUGUUUAAUAGGGUACCUUAUUCCUCUGGGAAUUAUUCUAUUUUGCUACUCUCAAAUCAGCUGCAAACUUUUUCAAACAGCCAAGGAAAAUCCACUGACUGAAAAAUCAGGGAUAAACAAAAAAGCCAUCAAUACAAUCAUAUUUGUAAUUAUAGUGUUCAUCAUCUGCUUUACUCCUUAUCAUGUUGCAAUCAUACAACACAUGAUUAAGAAACUUCAGCAAGAACCCUUGUGCACUGAAAAGAAAAUUUUCCAGAAGUCACUCCACUAUACUGUAUUUCUGAUGAAUUUUAACUGCUGCCUAGAUCCUUUCAUCUAUUUCUUUGCAUGCAAAGGAUACAAGAGAACUGUACUGAAAAUACUGCGACGACAAGUGAGUGUAUCAAUUUCAAGUGCUGCCAGAUCACAUCACGAAGAAAGCUCCCGUGACGCAGGAGAAACGCAAAUGACGGUACUUGCUAAAUCUUCCAAUGGAAAGCUACCUGAAAAAUAAACUCUGUAGUACAGCACAGUGAACCAAGACUAAAAAUCCAGGGUCCACAGCAAAAACUCUUAGUGCUCCCCUACAGUAGCUUAAGUAAAAUUCUGUUUCUCAGGAUGUCAGGGAAUCAAGGAGUGAUGGACUGAAAAAGAUUUGUCACAGGACAGCAGGAAAACUCGGCAUUAUAAUUUUCUUGCUAUAUCCUUUUGACUCAUCUCUUAUUUUUUCCAGGAAAUAAGCACCAUUGUGGAUGUUCAGAUUCCAUGCUGCACAUACAUAUGCCUGGAUAUUAAUAACUCAAGCAGAGCCAAAUCACAGUUAGGGUUGAGCACAAACAUAGUCUACAAUUCAGACCAACUACAACCAGAACAUCUAAAAAUUUCAAGACCUCUAGUUGAGCUCCAGUUAUAGCAAUGAUUUUGUUGGCCCAGUCACACAAACAGAGGAAAUAAAAUUUUGAGAUAAAAUGAACAACUUCUUUGCUCAUUUGACUAUGACAAGUACUUAGUUUAUAGCUCUUUGGAGGUGAAACUACAUUUUACAAUAUUUGGAGCACAAAUGCCUUAUUGGACAAUUCACAUAGAAAACAUUGUCAAAUGCAACACAUAAAAAGCUAAUGAACUGUUUGGUUCUCCCCAACACUGAACAUCUGCUGUAUGUAAAGUCACUCAUCUUCACAAGGUGUAUUAUCGCUUUACUCCUUUUCCUUUUUAGUGUGUAUUGUAAAAAGGUUCUCUCUACUCCUGUUGUAUAUAGAUUAUUUAUAAACAUGAAUUGAAGCAAGAGACUGUAAUACGAAAACAGUAAAAAGAACAGUGAUACAGUGUUCUUCAGAACUUCUGCUGAAGUCAGACAUGGACACAAGACAAAUGCUUUAGAAACCUGAAUAAAUGUUCAUAGUUGAGACCAUUCAAAAAGUAAAUUAAUGGAUUAAUUCUGAUGGUAUGAGAUGGCUACCUCUCUUUAAGCACUGUUUACCUGGGAGAUCAAUAAAUGAGAACAGCAGAACUGGCAGGGAAGGAACAAGUUUUCUCAUCAUGCCUUCAUCCAGCGUAUCUGGGAUCCCUUUAGGCAUGCUGAAAUUGGCUCAGGAAAUAGACCAAAUGACUUAAGCACAUCCUGCUGGAAUCAGCUCAAUACCAGCUGAGAAUCCAGGAUGUAAGCCCUGGGUUCCUGCUGAUGUGCCCUUCAGUCACGUUUCAGCUUCCUUCCCUACUUUAUUCCUGGCCCUGCUAUCUUUUCUUUAGUGCUCUAUCUUAUUAGUAUGCCUCUGCUGGCCAACACAACUUGGUAACUCAACCAGAAGGUUGUGAUGGAAAAUUAAAGAGUGCCUGAUAAUCAUCAGUAAAGGCUAUGCCAGAUGUUAGAACAAAUGUUAUUUAUUGCAGCUGUAUCUCUCUGGCACUGAAAUUGUACUGGAAGUCAAACAAACAUAUUACACUUGUCAUUCUGCAAUUCCUUCCCUCCUCACAUGCUGACCUCUGCCUACCUGCAAAUAAGGAAGGGUAGUACCUGACAAGCAGUACAGAAGCAUUAAAUUAACAAUCAAUUUUUUAUGGCAAAGAAACCACAACCCCCCCUACAUUUCAUACCAUUUAGACUGCCAAAAUUGAGUUUCUACUUCUAAAAUACUAAUUCUCUCUUUUCUAAUUGUAAAAGACACUAUUCAGCAUCAGAAAAGCAGUGUAAGAAAAAUAACUUUUAUCAGGAGAAGUUCUACUUAAUUCUGUAUGUUCUAGCAGUUCUGUUCUUGUCAGCUUUUUUUAAUAAACUAUUUUAAAACAUUA
This is a messenger RNA of Serinus canaria (Common canary), 6360 nucleotides long. It is a transcript of the gene GPR183, whose product is annotated as G protein-coupled receptor 183. Bases 3440 to 4585 code for a protein of 381 amino acids. Gene Ontology annotation, cellular component: membrane. The transcript has 2 exons. Gene Ontology annotation, molecular function: G protein-coupled receptor activity; oxysterol binding. The record is from RefSeq and is a predicted model, not a curated record. Gene Ontology annotation, biological process: G protein-coupled receptor signaling pathway. Lineage: Eukaryota; Metazoa; Chordata; Aves; Passeriformes; Fringillidae.